Messenger RNA from Monopterus albus (swamp eel), 1632 nucleotides. It is a transcript of the gene tmprss5, whose product is annotated as transmembrane serine protease 5. Lineage: Eukaryota; Metazoa; Chordata; Actinopteri; Synbranchiformes; Synbranchidae. The record is from RefSeq and is a predicted model, not a curated record. The transcript has 13 exons. Gene Ontology annotation, molecular function: serine-type endopeptidase activity. The coding region runs from base 118 to 1500 and encodes 460 amino acids. Gene Ontology annotation, biological process: proteolysis. Gene Ontology annotation, cellular component: membrane.
ACAAAUAGCAAAAGGUGCAUCGGCUGUGAGAGGGACGCAUCUCUCUCCCACCAGCACAGACCUGCAGAUGAACAAGGAUACUGCUGCCUUUUCCUCAGGACUGUACACAAGGGAAACAUGAGUCUUGAUGGAGACACAUUAUCAGUGAUUGAGAACCCAGCGGCUGUCAGUCAUCCCUUUCACUCAGAGAACACAGCAGGAGUUGCAGGGACCAAAGGAGCGCAGGGCUGGUUAAAAGGCAUUCAUUCUACGACUCACGCUCACAGGCUGCUGAGGCUGCUGGCAGCAGUGUGUGCAGUUGGACUCCUGGGAGGCUUAGCCGUAGGUGUCUGGUUUCUAGUCAGACUUCUGCUGAGGCCAUCCUCCUCCCAAAGUCCACUGGGACUUGGGGACACAAAAGAGACGGCUUUCUGCAAUGUGACAGAGGAUGUUUCUGUCUUCAGUCCCAGGAAAGUGUUUUACAGAAUCAGCCCGGAGAACUCCCUCCUGGAAAUCCAGCUGGGGAAGCUUCCCACCUGGCUGCCAGUGUGCAGCUAUAGAUGGAAUUCUUCACUGGGAACACUGGUCUGCAGACAGCUGGGCUAUCUGAGGCUGGCCAAGCAUAAAGGAGUGAACCUCACUGAUAUUGGGCCAAACUAUACUGAUGGCUUUAUACAAAUUACCUCAGAACACAAGAGCCCUCUGGAAAAUAUAUGGCAGUUCAGGGGGAGCUGUAGCACAAGGAAGGUUAUCGCUUUGCAAUGUUUUGAGUGUGGCACACGAGCAAAGCUGCCCAGGAUAAUUGGGGGAGUAGAGGCCGCGCUGGGCAGGUGGCCCUGGCAGGUCAGCCUCUACUACAGCAACCGUCACACCUGUGGAGGCUCUAUCAUCACUAGUCAGUGGGUAGUCACAGCUGCCCACUGUGUGCACAACUACAGGCUGCCUCAGGUGUCCAGCUGGGUGGUCUACGCUGGUAUUGUCACCCGCAGUUCAACAAAAAUGACUCAGCACACAGGAUAUGUCGUGGAGAAGAUCAUCUAUAACAAGAACUACAACCACAGGAGCCAUGACGGUGAUAUAGCCCUGAUGAAACUGCGGACCCCGCUGAAUUUCUCAGACACAGUUAGGCCCAUCUGCCUGCCUCGGUACGACGAUGAUCAUCCAGGAGGUACACGGUGCUGGAUCUCUGGCUGGGGAUACACACAGCCUGAUAGUGUCCACUCACCUGACUCCCUGAAAGAGGCACCAGUUCCCAUAAUAAGCACAAAGAAGUGUAACAGCUCUUGCAUGUAUAACGGAGAGAUCACACCUCGGAUGCUUUGCGCAGGAUACACAGAGGGAAAAGUGGAUGCCUGUCAGGGGGACAGUGGGGGUCCUCUGGUUUGCCAGGAUGAAAAUGUGUGGAGGCUGGUAGGGGUCGUCAGCUGGGGGACAGGCUGCGCUGAGCCCAACCAUCCUGGGGUUUACACCAAAGUGGCUGAAUUCUUGGGCUGGAUCUACGAAAUGAUUGAGAAUUACUGAAGAGGACUCAAGCACGAAAAGCAAAGGCUACUACUGUAAAUCACAUUUAAUCUUUUUACUAUAAAUGUCCUUUAUAUAAUGUAGGCUACACAUAAGACUGACUGAAGACAUUAACAUGUAUUUCUACAUUAC